AUGGCCAACAGCAGCUCUGUGAGCGAGUUCCUCCUGCUGGCAUUCUCAGACAAGCGGGAGCUGCAGCUCCUGCACUUCGGGCUCUUCCUGGGCAUCUACCUGGCUGCCUUCCUGGGCAACGGCCUCAUCCUCACCGCCGUAGCCUGCGACCACCGCCUCCACACCCCCAUGUACUUCUUCCUCCUCAACCUCGCCCUCCUUGACCUGGGCUGCAUCUCCAGCACUGUCCCCAAAGCCAUGGCCAAUGCCCUCUGGGACACCAGGGCCAUCUCCUAUCAAGGGUGUGCUGCACAGGUCUUCUUUUUAUUCAUCUCAGUUGGAGCAGAGUAUUCCUUUCUCACCAUCAUGGCCUACGACCGCUACGUUGCCAUCUGCAAGCCCCUGCACUACGGGAGCCUCCUGGGAACCAGAGCUUGUGCCAAGAUGGCAGCAGCUGCCUGGGGCAGUGGCUUUCUCCAUGCUCUCCUGCACACAGCCAAUACAUUUUCCCUGCCCCUUUGCCAAGGCAAUGCUGUGGACCAGUUCUUCUGUGAAAUCCCCCAGAUCCUCAAGCUCUCCUGCUCAGAUGCCUACCUCAGGGAAGUUGGGGCACUUGUGAUUAGUGUUUCUUUAGGAUUUGGUUGUUCUAUUUUCAUUGUUAUUUCUUAUAUUCAGAUCUUCAGAGCCGUGCUGAGGAUGCCCUCUGAGCAGGGCCGGCACAAAGCCUUUUCCACGUGCCUCCCUCACCUUGCCGUGGUCUCCCUGAUGGUAAGCACUGCCAUGUUUGCCUACCUGAAGCCCCCCUCCAUCUCUUCCACAUCGCUGGACCUGGUGGUGGCAGUUCUGUACUCAGUGGUGCCUCCAGCAGUGAACCCCCUCAUCUACAGCAUGAGGAACCAGGAGCUCAAGGAUGCAACGAGAAAACUGUUUCUAUAUGUGCUUCUUAAGCAUCAGUAUUGUUAA
Molecule: messenger RNA, 942 nt
Organism: Cygnus atratus (black swan)
Lineage: Eukaryota; Metazoa; Chordata; Aves; Anseriformes; Anatidae
Product: olfactory receptor 14C36-like
Exons: 1
Coding region: 1-942 (313 amino acids)
Biological process (GO): G protein-coupled receptor signaling pathway
Cellular component (GO): membrane
Molecular function (GO): olfactory receptor activity; G protein-coupled receptor activity
Source: RefSeq, a predicted model, not a curated record